This is a messenger RNA of Drosophila montana, 903 nucleotides long. RefSeq names its product Rieske iron-sulfur protein (gene RFeSP). Lineage: Eukaryota; Metazoa; Arthropoda; Insecta; Diptera; Drosophilidae. Gene Ontology annotation, biological process: mitochondrial electron transport, ubiquinol to cytochrome c. The coding region runs from base 126 to 809 and encodes 227 amino acids. The transcript has 3 exons. The record is from RefSeq and is a predicted model, not a curated record. Gene Ontology annotation, cellular component: membrane. Gene Ontology annotation, molecular function: 2 iron, 2 sulfur cluster binding; quinol-cytochrome-c reductase activity.
CGUUUGCAGCUCGCGGUCACUCUGGUUUUCACAGCAACAGCAAAGUAGACGGACGACGUUGGUCUCGUCAACGAGAUUUUCGAUACAAAAACAAAUAGAAUUAACAAGAAGCCCCAAUCCACAAGAUGAUGAAAGCCGCGUCCUGUGCCUAUGUGCGCGCCAGCGCCCAGGCACUGUCCAGCAGCCUGCGGGCCAGUGGAGCCGCCGUUGCCACGCGCCAGGCACACACGGAUCUGCGCGUACCCGAUUUCUCCGCCUAUCGUCGUGACUCAGUCAAGGAUGAGCGUCGCCGCAACGAGAGCGCUGAGGAGCGCAAGGCUUUCUCCUAUAUGCUGGUCGGUGCUGGCGCCGUUGGCGGUGUCUAUGCGGCCAAAGGCAUGGUCAAUGCCUUCCUUGGCUCCAUGAGUGCCUCGGCCGAUGUGCUGGCCAUGGCCAAAAUUGAAAUUAAAUUGGGCGACAUCGCCGAAGGCAAGUCGGUGACGUUCAAGUGGCGCGGCAAGCCACUGUUCAUUCGCCACCGCACCCCGGCCGAGAUUGAAACGGAAAGGGCUGUGCCCACAUCGGCGCUGCGUGAUCCCGAAACGGACGAUCAACGUGUCCUCAAGCCCCAAUGGCUCGUGGUUAUUGGCGUGUGCACGCACUUGGGCUGUGUGCCAAUUGCAAAUGCCGGUGAUUUUGGUGGCUACUAUUGCCCCUGCCAUGGCUCCCAUUAUGACGCCUCUGGACGCAUUCGUAAGGGACCGGCGCCAUUGAACUUGGAAGUGCCCACCCAUGAGUUCCCCGACGAGGGCACCCUUAUCGUUGGUUAAGCCGUCAAGAGUUGUUUACGUUUAAGCAAAGCCCCCGCGACAGCAUAUAGAGAAUGGAUUGAUGUAAAUUAAUAAACACCAAAAAAAAAUCAAA